UUGUGGGAUCUCUUCAGGUCUUGCCUCUGAAUCCAAGAUGGCGACCAGGCGUUCACCCAACCAACCUCAUAGAAGGAAGGUUUCCGUCUCUUUUGUGAUACGAGACGAGGAGGAAAAGCGUCAUAGAUCAGGAAUAAAUGCUUUGCAAUACGACAAAAGUAACGGCCGAUUGUAUUCGGCUGGAAGGGACUCGAUAAUUCGGUGUUGGAAUGUCCGCAAUGAAAGAAUCAAGGACCCUUACAUGGUGUCGCUUGAGCACCACACAGACUGGGUAAAUGACAUUGUGCUCUGUCGCAACGGAAAAACAAUUUUAUCAGCAUCUUCAGAUACCACAGUGAAAGUUUGGGAUGCAACACGGGGCUUCUGCAUGUCUACUCUAAGAACCCACAAAGAUUACGUCCAGGCUUUGGCUUAUGCUAGUUGUAAGGAACAUGUCGCAUCAGGCGGCUUAGAUAAGCAGAUUUUCUUAUGGGAUGUCAAUACACUGACAGCCCUUACAGCAACUAAUAAUACAGUAACUACAUCAUCACUAAGUGGUCAGAAGGAUUCCAUCUACAGCCUCGCUAUGAAUCCUGCAGGGACAGUUCUCAUUUCGGGAUCUACAGAAAAGAUUCUGCGGGUAUGGGAUCCCCGUUCUUGUGAGAAGGUCAUGAAGUUAAAAGGUCAUAUGGAUAACGUAAAAGCAGUGGUUAUAGAUUCAGAUGGUCAACAGUGCCUAUCUGGCAGCUCUGAUGGAACCGUGCGCCUGUGGUCUCUGGGUCAGCAGCGUUGUGUAGCAGUAUAUCGAAUCCAUGAGGAGGGGGUCUGGGCUUUACUGGCUAAUGAUAACUUCACUGAGUUUUUCUCUAGUGGACGGGAUAAGCACAUAUUCUGGACGGACAUGCGAAGAGACGAUAGCUCAGCUUUGCUAUUCACUGAGGGAGCGCCAGUUCUGCGGCUUGAGUCUUGUCCAGACAACACCUCACUAUGGGUGGCUACCACAAAUUCCCGUAUCAACAACUGGCCGAUAAAGUUCCCAAGUUAUGAAAAUCACUCAGCAGGGGACCUGGGAUAUAAUGAGUCUGUCUCAAGGCCACUAUGUACUACACCACGCAUGACAAUACAAGGUGCUUCAAGCAUCAAGAAGUUUCACAUUCUCAAAGACAGGCGUCAUGUGUUGACAAAAGAUACUGAUAACUGUGUGGCAUUGUUUGACAUACUUAAGGCACGGAAAGUAGAAGACCUUGGUCAGGUUGACUUUGAAGAGGAAAUCAAGAGAAGAAUUCAAAGUGUUUAUGUACCAAACUGGUUCAGUCUCGACAUCAAGACAGGGAUGUUGACUGUCACACUAGAAGAGAGUGACGCAUUCUCUUCAUGGAUUUCAGUAACUGAUGUACCAGGGCUACAGUCAAAGAUCAUUGAUGGGAGACCUAUGGCGCUGGAUGUCAAGCAUGUGAAUUAUGGAGUGUUACUAUUACAGGCACUGCUUGAGCAUUGGCCAGAAACACAAAGUGUAACAACAGAUGAAAUGGAUCUUGGAUGUGGCGAUCCUGACGGCCGAGAAGCAAGCACCAGUGAUGUCAACAUUAAUGUGGAAACACGGGUGUACAUUGGUAAUGGCUUCUACAGUAUACCGGAUCACACUCCACUUAUCUUCAGUGAGAGUGGUGGGACAGGUAGAACACUCUUUAGGCUGUUGGCCAUGGAUGCAUCUGGGGAGAAUGAGGGAUAUCUACUUGCCGAGACAGUUCCUCAAUGGGUGGUUGAUGUCACUGUUAAGCGUGCUACACCCAAGUUUCACAAAAUCGCCUUUUUCCUACAACCACAUUCAACAAGCUCCUCGAAAACCCUUAAGAGAGACCGCUUAUCUGCUAGUGAUAUGCUGCAUGUCCGUAAAGUCAUUGAGCAUGUCUACGAUAAGGUGAUCGGUGGCGAUGGUUCGUCCAGUUCCGGGAGUGCCCCAGCAACGCCCUCAGGAGAUAAGGAUCCCCAUACCCCUCAGAGUGAGGAAGAAGACAGAGCAUCAAUUGCUGAGGCGCGCAUUGAGCUGCUUUGUCAAGAUCAAGUAUUGGACCCAGGAAUGGACCUGCGGACUGUCAAGCACUUGAUCUGGAAGGGAGGUGGGGAUUUGGUACUUCAGUACCGGCUGAUAAAACAAUAGACAGCAGUUUUGUGCAGCAAAAAAAUGAUGCUGGAUUAUUUUCAUCAAAUGAAAAAAAUCUGAAUUCGUUCCUUGUUGAAAUGAAAAAAAAAAUCAUUUUCAAAUGCAACAGAGAAAGUUUGGGCCCAAAGUUCACAGAAGAACUUCAUCUAGCCCCCUUUUCAAAAUCAGUAUAACACCCCUGAAAUUGCUGAAGCAAUACACCUGCAAAACUAGUCAAAUUAUUGGCAUCUUUACACUUCUGAGAGAAGAGUGUCACUGGUAUCACUAAAAUCUCUUGCAUCUCCAAAAAGUCUCAUAAAAAUCUGAUUAAGUUUGUGUUAAGUCAUCAAAAGACAUCGUGAUGUUAGUGAACAGUUAUAGCCUCAUUAGCAGGAAAUUAAUGAGCCAGUGAUAUGGAUUUGAACCCCCAUUGUUCUAAGGAAAUGCAGAUAAUAUACUUUAAAAGAUACUUUAAAAGUGGAUAGGCUUAGUAGUUAAAAGGGAGUUCAUAAAAAUAUAUUUAAUUAAUAACUAUGAUACGAAAUCGCCAUCUUUUCAGUUAUUUAUUCGUCUAUCAAUACACAGAAAAGUGAAAAUAUAUUUUGACGUUAAAGGUUUUUUUACUCACACAAAAUCCAUAUAAGAGUUCCAUUGCUAAUAAUAUUUCCCCCAAUGCACUUUAAUUAAUCCUUCUUGGCUGUUUUUAGCGUUUUAGCAUGUCUACAAAUAGGACGCUUUGAAUAUUUUAUGAUCUAGUCAUUGGCCUCGUUGAGAAGAUCAUUAACGGAGAACAAACGGAUUUAAAAGCGGUAGUAACACUCUUCAAAUAAGGAAAAAGCUAUCAGGAAUUUGAGUUUUAAUUGCGUGCAAAAGAAGAGAUCGCGCAAACGUCGUCAAGAGAGAUUGUCUAAUUCACAGUUAUAGCCUUUCGGAACUUCUCCUACAAAGAAGAUAAGACUUCAUUAUAGAAUAGGCUUAAUAAAUAGUACCAGUUGGGGGUAGUUAAUUUCCAGCAUGAUAACUGGGUGAAUUCAGAACAUUCGUGCGACUCUAUAUUUCUUUUUAUUAUCCAUAAUAUGAAAAAAAAAUUACUUUCACAGUAGAGCUGAUGUUCCUCGGUAUUGAGAAUUUAUCUGCAAUAGCCAGUGGGUUUGCGAAGUUUGUCUUGCAAACAAAUCUUCAAAGAUAUUUUGUACAGCUAGCCUUUUAUAAAACAGAUGUCAUGUGUUAAACAAACCGAGCGUACACACCUUUCUAUUAAAAAAGCGCAAAAUGAA
Messenger RNA from Nematostella vectensis (starlet sea anemone), 3399 nucleotides. RefSeq names its product WD repeat-containing protein 48. Gene Ontology annotation, biological process: protein deubiquitination; double-strand break repair via homologous recombination. The transcript has a single exon. Gene Ontology annotation, molecular function: ubiquitin binding. Lineage: Eukaryota; Metazoa; Cnidaria; Anthozoa; Actiniaria; Edwardsiidae. The record is from RefSeq and is a predicted model, not a curated record. Bases 38 to 2140 code for a protein of 700 amino acids.